Neoarius graeffei (lesser salmon catfish) is the source of this 2167-nucleotide messenger RNA. It is a transcript of the gene sinhcafl, whose product is annotated as SIN3-HDAC complex associated factor, like. The record is from RefSeq and is a predicted model, not a curated record. The coding region runs from base 81 to 761 and encodes 226 amino acids. NCBI's taxonomy places the organism in Eukaryota, Metazoa, Chordata, Actinopteri, Siluriformes, Ariidae. The transcript has 6 exons. Gene Ontology annotation, biological process: negative regulation of cell migration.
GGUCCGUCGUAGUAAGACAUGCGCAGUACGGAGGAAUAAAAACGGACGGAAUUUCAAAGUUUCCUACGGAUCAACCAGAGAUGUUUGGAUUUCACAAAUCCAAGAUUUAUCGUAGCCAUGAAGGCUGCUGCAUUUGCAAGACCAAGUCCUCCAGUUCCCGGUUCACAGACAGCAGCAGAUACGAGGAAACCUUCCGCCUCUGCUUCGGUUUAUCUGAAGACCGAGUCGGUGACAUCUGCAAUGCCUGUGUACUGCUCGUAAAGCGAUGGAAAAAGUUACCACAUGGUUCGAAGAAGAACUGGAGUCAUGUGGUGGAUGCGAGAGCAGGGCCCGGCUUCAAGCUGACGAAACCCAAAAAGAUGAAGAAUAUCGAUGGGAAGAAAAAGAGCAAGCUGAAGAAGAUGCACAAGUUUAAACGGCAAAAUUCUGAUGCCCACAGCACAACCUCCAGCAUGUCUCCUUCUCAGUCUCCCAGCCACAGCAACCAAUCAGACGACGGCUCAGACAUUGAGACUAAGCAGAGGCGCCCAACUCCAGCAGGCUUCUCAUUUCUUGACCUCUCCUACUGGAAAAGACAGAAAGUGUGCUGUGGUAUCGUGUACAAAGGGCGUUUUGGUGAAGUAAUCAUCGACCCUCGUCUCUUCAAGCCCUGCUGCAGCCCCAAGCAGCCACCAGCAGUGACCUCACCUGCCACAGACUCCCCAUGCGCUGCUGACACACUGCCGUCUCCCCUCGCAGAGGACUUGAAGGAGACCUGGUGACCUUGUUACACCUUCGAGCAUCUCCUCAAGGCUCAGUUACUUUGUCUCCAGUGGCAGACUCUAUCAUUCCCACAUGACUGUGUAAAUGCUGAUUUGGAUUUUUAAUAUAAGGGGGGUAAAGCAGUUAAAUUCAAUAUGGGCAUUAGUAAAUAUUCAUAGGAUCAGGAUCAAGUUGCCGAUACGACGAGAAUUUUUUUUUUUUAAUUAUUUUUUGGCACUGUAAAAUCUUUGCAUUUUGUUGUAGUGCUUGUAAAUAUUUUUCAAUUCCAGUGCACCAAAAGCCUCCUGUCUGGCUCCUAGUUCCCUUUGUGUAAAUUGAGUUAUUAUAAGUGUUCAUGAAAUAUGGCAUAUUGAUGUCUGACAGUGCUGAGUGUGAGGUGUUUUUUUUUUUUUUAUAAAUUAAAUGUAAAACAAAUCCACUCUGUCUACAAACUCAUUUGACCCAGGUGUGCUGGUAGAGUGGGCAGUUUUAAGUGUUUUGGUUAGCAAGGUUUGAAUGGGUUGACUAAUGGUGGCAAAGUGACUAUAUAGUUCAAUUUGUCCAUUAAAUGCAUGUGUCUGUUAAUUUCUCCAUUCCUGGUUACUAUUGUCAAAGGCCAUGAAACGCAGGCUGCAAACCUUUUGCCAGACCUUUCAAAAAUAAAAGUGCAUGCUAAUAUUAAUAUUCAAAAUGCUAUUUAUUAUAGCAUGCUAAGUCAGUAUGUGAUGAAUGCAUCUUGGGUUAUAUUACUUAAUGUUCAGUGUGAUCGUGUGACUUUUUAAUUGUAAAUAUUGAUAUUCUUUUCACUACAGAUUUUAACAGCAUCUGAUACUGUGACUUUUUUAAGACAAACUAUUUUUGGCAGCUGCUUCUAGCCACUGCAUGCUUCUCACUUAAGUGUUUUAAUGUAAAAAAAAAAAAUCAGCAAUAAUGUUUUUUUUUUUUUUUAAAACGUGAUAGUGUGCAACUUUUAAAUUCUACAGGUGAUGGCGCUUCACCUUUUUGCAACGGGUUUUUUUUUUUUUUUUUCCCUUACUCAGGCAGCUUUAUAAUCCGAAGUAGUGGUGUGAAAGAAGUUCACGUUUAAAAUGACACAUUUAAAAGGCAUUUCAUUUAUAGAAAUUAAGCAAGACAUUCAAUUUUCAUUGUAUUGUUGGAGUGAAUUAACAAAAAGCAAUAGUUAUCUCUGGCUUCCAGACUACCAAGUUUAUUUGCAUAAUACCAAUAAGGUUCAGGGAAACUAUUUACUUGGUACAUUUUCAGUUACUGUUAAUGUGCCUUUAUGAGAGAUUUAACUGAACAUGAAUUUGUCUUUUCUAAUUUAUACUAUUUAUUCAAAAGUCUGUACAAUUGAUGCUGUAAAGAGGUUUUGUGCACUUUUAUACAUUUUAACUUUUUUUUUUAUAUAUUUUUAUCUGGUCAUAUC